CCCUUAAAAAGCAGUUUGCCUUGCAUUCAGUUGGUGCAUCCAUCUGUGUCACCAUCAUGAGAUGCUCCCGGCUGCUGUCUUUGGCUCUUUUCCUGCAUGUUGGUCGAUGCUUGGAGUUCCAGGGUUCAGGCGAAGAGCCCUCUCUUGAGAUUUCUGAGAACGUGACGGCGGUCCUGGGGGAGGACGUGUACCUGAGCUGUCGAUAUCUGGGCGAGAGCCAGAUCCAGAGCGCCGAAUGGAAACGGCAGACCAGCAAGAGCGUUUUUGAGCGACUGGCGGGAUUUUCAAAUGACAGCUCUUCCUAUCCCGAAUCUGUCACCAACCUGACAGUUCAGGUGAAGGUUUCCAGUGUGGAAGCAGAGGGAGAGUACAUCUGCGAGUUUAAAUCAGAAGAUGAGUUUUUCUCUAGGAGUGUUUUUGUCUCUGUAUUAGGUCGGCCUGAUGUUCAAAUCCUGGUGAGGGAGGACGUCAUAAACAACACAUCCUACCAGUCUGUGACGUGCUUUGCAGAUGGAGGAAGGCCCCAACCUCAGAUCAGCUGGGUGGUUGGCAGCCUUCCUCCUUCUGGGUACCCCUUCACUGUCAGCGUGAGAGAAUCUCUUCCCUCAAACGGCCUCUUUAACCUGAGCAGCGUCCUCCGCUUCCCCACUCACCUACAAGACGAGGACAACGUCACAUGUGUGAUCCAACACCCAACCCUCCCUCACCCCAAACUGGCCACAGUGCGGGUCAAAACCUACACAAGGCCAAAUGUGACCAUUAAAGCAGAGAUGGUGCAGCAAAGAGGAAAUUAUUUCUGGGUGGUCUCUUGCAUUUCAUCCGGAGGGAGACCCGACACUGAUAUCUCUUUGGCUCCGAACGCAACCGUGGGGCUACAAGCAGAAAAGGACUCACACUCGGAUGUCCAAAGACUUUCUGUCCAUCUCCCUGCAGCUGAGUAUGAUGGUCGCAGCCUCACCUGCAUGUUUAGUCACCCCAAAUUCUCACACCCGGAGGAAAGAAUCACAACACUACCCACUUUUUAUUUGCACAAAGUGGAAACUGACAGCAGUAACUUUCAAGAUGCUGAAUAUCUGGAGCUGCAAGAAGGAGAGACUGAUGUUAUCAGCCUGCAUAUCACUAGCAAUGUGCCACGCUACAGUGUAAUCUGCACAAAAAAUAAUGGACCCCUCCCUGAGGAUGUGGAGCUUAUUGGCCAAAACCUCACAUUCUUGGCUGGAGUGAAGCCUCUUCACGCUGGUCUCUAUGAGUGUCACAUCUCUUAUCUCCACCUCAACGCAGUACUGCGGUUUAACGUCACAGUCAAGCCUCGGCCUCUGCAGGCUGUUCCACCCACAAUCUCGGUUGGUUUGCGGAGUGAAGAUGGACGCUGGGUGAUGGAGUGUGUAGCGGCUGAAGCUGUUCCGGCGGCCAACGUGUCUUGGCUGGUAUCGCAAAGUGUUUCUGAAGAGUUCUGGUUCAAUUCCUCCUCGUAUAAUGGAAGCCACACUGUUAGAGGAGUUUUACUCGUCCCUUUCUGUUCGCCUUGGGAGCUCACUGCAAAGUGUGUGAUUCAUCAUCCGGCGUUUGAGCUCCCAGAGAACAGGAGCAUAAGACUCCCUCUUUGUGCUCGCCCAAACAUCACCAUCAAUACUAGCACAGAGUGGAAGGACGGCCGUAAGUACACUAAGGUGUGCUGCUCUGUGAUCAGCAUCGCCUCUGCUGCUGAUAUACGCUGGCUUGCAGAGGACAACAACAACAUCAGUAAUGUCAUGCAGACUGAGCUCCUUUCUGAGGGUGUGAUAUUAGCAUGGAGUUUUGUGGAUCUCCCUUCUUCUCUGUUUUCUGGUCAGAACAUCACUUGUGCAGUGAAACACCCGAGCCUGGAGACACCUGCAGAAAGAACAAUCCACAUUCCUGAGCACAAGCCCCCUCUGUUGAGUGUAACUGUGAUGAGACAGCGAGACCCCCCUCUUUGGCAGGCAGUGUGUGACUGUGAAGGGGAGUGCUUUAGGACAAACCUUCAUUGGGUUCUCCCCAAAAGGGCAAGACCCGAAACCCCGCCACUGGCUGAAUUUGAAGACAAUGGGAUUAAAGCCACACUGACUUAUCCGUUUCCUCUGGCCCUGCAUGAGGGGCAGAACCUGACCUGCAUGUACCAGUUUGACCACAGGAUAUCGGAGAACCGGACCGUCCAGAUCCCCAAAUAUUAUAUCACAUCUGUGAAGAUCCUGAACCAUUCAUCUCUCCUGAGCGGCCGUCACAGUGAUCAGAGAGUCGUAUUUGGCCUGAGAGUCCAAAAGAAUCAUCUCAACCAGAGAAUACUGCUGGGUGUGGAAGGCAACGUGCCAGAAUACAGCCUCCGCUGUCAAAGGAGUGACGGCUCCACAGUUGAGGUAGACGAGUCUGCUAUGAUCCUCCAGGAUGAAGGUCUGUACUCCUGCCGGGCGUCUUUCUACCACCACACAGCAUCUAUGACCAUUCAAGUGGAAGUCACAGACGAGGAUGAGCAGUUCAUGCAGAUAAUGGUUAUCUGCAUCUCUUCAGUCACAGCCGUCCUCCUCAUCCUCGGUGUUGUUCUCUUGGUGUUCUGCAAAAAAGACAAGACGACAAAAUACAAGGAGCAGGAGUCGGUUGCAGCUCUGACUUCUCUGAUGCAAGAGCCUGGCUCUCCUGAGGUGAAGAAGCCAGGAGCAGCAGAGGACAAGGGGAUUGCUCAGCUGGACAAUUACUCCAUCGUCUUAGAUGUGAAAAGCGCGCUGUAAAGGAGGCUUUGACAUGAUGUAAAAAUUUCAACUCUUACUGACACUGUGGUGCAGUUUAUAAUUUAACAUUUUUGUGUGAAUGUAGCCGUUGAAGAAAAAAUAAGAUAUGCACUGAACUUUUAAAGAUUGCAACUACUGUAAUUUUGUUAUUUUUACUGUAAAGGAUUAAACUUUGCUUCAUAUGCUUC
Oryzias latipes (Japanese medaka) is the source of this 2932-nucleotide messenger RNA. The record is from RefSeq and is a predicted model, not a curated record. NCBI's taxonomy places the organism in Eukaryota, Metazoa, Chordata, Actinopteri, Beloniformes, Adrianichthyidae.